This is a messenger RNA of Choloepus didactylus (southern two-toed sloth), 1904 nucleotides long. It is a transcript of the gene RNF167, whose product is annotated as ring finger protein 167. Gene Ontology annotation, biological process: protein ubiquitination; ubiquitin-dependent protein catabolic process; positive regulation of DNA-templated transcription. Gene Ontology annotation, cellular component: nucleoplasm; cytoplasm. The transcript is spliced from 10 exons. Lineage: Eukaryota; Metazoa; Chordata; Mammalia; Pilosa; Megalonychidae. Bases 857 to 1711 code for a protein of 284 amino acids. Gene Ontology annotation, molecular function: zinc ion binding; ubiquitin protein ligase activity. The record is from RefSeq and is a predicted model, not a curated record.
UACCAAAUUGGAAUCGCGGGAAAAUAGAGACGAGUUUGUUUUCAGGUCUCGCGAGAUCGGAUAGCUAGGCCAGCCAAAGUGAGGAGGAAUCUCGCGAUAGAUAGAGCAAGAUUUCAGCUGGUGGCCGGGGACGAGGGAAAUGUAGUGGAUACUCUCGCGAGAUCGGACGGUACCGCGGUGGCGGCAGCGGCGGUGGCAGCCAGGGGGAGGAGAAGAGAACCGGAAGUCUUUCAUCUUGAGCGUCCAAUGCUGGAAGCUGCCUGACUUUCUUUACCGGAAACCUUUUUCCGAGGGAUAGGAAGACGGCCCACCUGGCCGGAAGUCCCACCUUCUUGAGCCCCCCCCACCCUUCCAGAAGUUUUCUGUCACCUGUGCUUCCCUCCGUCCCUUCUCCCCGUUUUAUUCUCAUCCCAGAAAAAGAUAUUUAGUGUUUCCCUCCCAGCUGCACAAAACGGGUUAGCUGUUUCCCUCCCCGAGUCCAGGUUCCUUCUUUGGCGCCUCCAUGUAGUUGGAAAGUGGGACCUGGGGGUGGCGGGACCCCUGGGAUGCUGAGGGAGGGGCGGGUAGGACGCAGAACUCCGCUUGUGCUCCUGCUACCAGGACGCGGCCUCCUCAGCCUCUUCCCUCCCGCUGCCAUGCACCCUGCGGCCUUCCCGCUUCCUGUGGUUGUGGCCACUGUGCUGUGGGGAGCGGCCCCCAUCCGGGGGCUCAUUCGAGCGGCAGGGGUUGAGGAGCCUUGCUUUGGGUGCAGCUGGAGGUAGCAAAAGAGUCAAGUCAGGAACGAAAGGCAGCACAUCUAGUGUGGAAUCCAGAUUACAGCGUACCCAUCCUUGGAACUGCCAGCUUUGUGAGGAAGAUGGAAAUGAGGGUUCCUUGUGGAGGCUCACCCAGCCAAUGCCUGCAGCCCCAUUGCCCCACCACCCCCAGCCCCGGUGAACGGGUCCUAAAUGCCCAGAAGGCUGGGUACGCCGCAGCUGUCGUACACAAUGUGAAUUCCAAUGAACUUCUGAACAUGGUGUGGAACAGCGAGGAAAUCCAGCAGCAGAUCUGGAUCCCGUCUGUGUUUAUUGGGGAGAGGAGCUCUGAGUACUUGCGUGCCCUCUUCAUCUACGAGAAGGGGGCUCAUGUGCUGCUGGUCCCAGACAAUAGCUUCCCCUUGGGCUAUUACCUCAUCCCUUUCACGGGGAUUGUGGGCCUGCUGGUUUUGGCCAUGGGAGCAGUAAUGAUAGUUCGUUGUUUCCAGCACCGGAAACGGCUCCAGCGGAAUCGACUGACCAAAGAGCAACUGAAACAGAUCCCUACACAUGACUAUCAGAAGGGAGACCAGUAUGACGUCUGUGCCAUCUGCCUGGACGAGUAUGAGGACGGGGACAAGCUGAGGGUCCUCCCCUGUGCUCAUGCCUACCACAGCCGCUGUGUGGACCCCUGGCUCACCCAGACGCGUAAGACCUGCCCCAUCUGCAAGCAGCCUGUUCACCGGGGUCCUGGGGACGAGGAGCAGGACGAGGAAACUCAGGGGCCAGAGGAGGGUGAUGAGGAAGGGGAGCCAAGGGACCACCCUGCCUCAGAACGGACCCCACUCCUGGGCUCCAGCCCCACCCUUCCCACCUCCUUUGGUUCCCUAGCCCCAGCGCCCGUUUUUCCUGGGCCCUCAACAGAUCCCCCACCCUCUCCUUCCCCCUCUUCCUCUUCAGCUGCCAUCUUGGUUUAAUACUUCCCUUUCCCUGACCUCUGAUGACCUAUUUGCACAGCCCCUCACUCUCCCUCCUGUCUUCUGUGUUGGGGGUAGGGGACAUUUCGGCUCAUUUUCUCCUUCAACCCCAUCACUUGAGGGGAUUGGAGAAGGAAAAGGGUCUGGGUCUUCACUUCUUGGGUUAAUAAAGUUUUUUUUUUCUUUGAACUAA